Molecule: messenger RNA, 5835 nt
Organism: Carya illinoinensis
Lineage: Eukaryota; Viridiplantae; Streptophyta; Magnoliopsida; Fagales; Juglandaceae
Product: E3 ubiquitin-protein ligase MBR2
Exons: 6
Coding region: 1910-3559 (549 amino acids)
Molecular function (GO): ubiquitin protein ligase activity
Source: RefSeq, a predicted model, not a curated record
UAGCCUCGGACCUUUCACACACGUUUUUGCCUCCUUUUCCCUUCUCGCUCUAAAAAAAGCUGUGACUCCUCCUCCCUCUCCCUCUCCCUCUCUCUCUUUCCUUCUUUCUGGUAUUCAAAGCAGAAGGAGAAGCAGGAGAAUAAGAAUAAGAAAAGGUGACACGAGAAUUCAACCCUUUCUACGACCUUUGAAUCCUAUCAAUAAUCUUCCAAUUAUUUUGGUUUCCUCUGUGUUUUUGUCAAUUUUUCUUUGGGCUCUUUUCCAAUGAACUGUAAUCAAGGUACUUAUGUUUUUUUCUUUGACAUGGGCUCUUUAUUUUCUCUUACUUUAGUUAAAAAUAAGAUUAUUUCUUUUUGGGAGAGUGGAUUUUAUUGGUUUUGUUCCCGUGCGCGUAUGGUAUUGGUUUUUAUUGGUUUUGGUUUCUUGGGAAAUAUUGAAAGAGUUGUCUUUCUUCCUUCCUUUAUCUUUCCCGUUAAUUGGACUCUAUUAUGAUUUUAAUCAGCAACUUUUGCGUGGUUUUUUAAACGGGAUUUUUUUUCCAUAUUCGUCUUGUGGCAAAUAACUUCGCCAUGGUUAUUGGAAAAUAGUUAUUUGGGGAGCUAAAACCAUAAUUAUUUUCCUCUUCAAUUUCUAUUGGAAUUUAUUUUUGUGGGCUUAUUCAGCUUUAGGAGCCCUGAAAUCACGGAGAAAGAGUCGUUUAUAAAAAUAGAAAACGCGAGGAUUGUGUGGAGAAGAGUUCAAGCAAAGUUUAUGUCGUUAAAAAAAGGUUGAAAGAGAGCCUCUUUUUUUUGGGGUUGAUAAUAUGGGCAUGUGGCCAUCUGGGUCCGAUCUUUCCUCAUUUAUCUGAACCUUUUAAUGUUCAGAGAGUUGUCGAUAUGUUUGGUUCUCUCUUGAUCACUCGAUGUCAGAAGGUCUUCUUAUAUGCUACUCCUUUGUUUCCUUCUCGGUCUCUUUUUGUUGUAAAUUUGUAUUUUCAUUUUUGCAAGUGUAAUAAUGAUCGCGUUUAACUUGUUAGGAAGUGGGUUUCUUCUGUUACCGUCUACUUGAUUUGUUUGAUGAUGUUUGUGAGGCCUUUGUCUCGCAAUUAACAUCCAACUUUCUUUUUUCGGGAUUCGUUGUUUUUUAUUUUUUAUUUUUUUUUAAAUUUACAGCCAAAAAAGAGGUUCUUGAUCUUUUUUGGUCUGACUGAAUCAGCAGAAGAGUGAGGAUAAUGCAGGUUGAACAUAUUAUGCUUAUUUAUUUGUACUAGUGUAGAAUAUUCCCGUUACACUUUUAUUUAUGCAUCCGAUUUUUGUGCUUGUUGGCCUGUUGGUUUUGCUUGGCAGUUUCAAUUAAUUUAAUUAAAUUAUAAUUAACAUAUACUGCUCGCCUUGAUUUCCAGUGGAGAAACAACUUUAUUUACAAUCUCGAUGGUCAAUAUUUUGUUUGAUAAAUUGUCAGAAUAAUAUGUCUACCUUAGAGAUUCUUGAAGCCAAACUUCUGCAAAGAAAUUUAUAUUAGGAUGGCCAAGUGUCCGUGGAUCUUCAGCUCUAGGUUGGUGUGGGAAAUAAGUCUUAUAGGCACAGAGAUAGGGAUAUGUUUGCAAAAGUUGCAGAAAAUAAAUCCCUUGUUUCACUUCAUGCUGAUUGGUUGAAUCAAUAAUUUCAAGUUGGGUUCUUGUUGGAAACUUGGAAGGGUCGGGUUAAACCUCAUCAUGUAUGAAAUUAGUAUUUUUUUUUAGGCAUCAUUCCAUUAAUGACAAACUACCAUGGCACCUCUUUUCAUCUGAUGCAAACCUUUUUGUGCCAGUUUAAAGAACAUCAGAAGUAAUUCUGUUAUUCACACUAAUACCCAACCUGGUGGGGGUUUCAGUGAUUGAAAACCUUUCAUUUAUGUUACAUAGCAGAUUUGAAGGGUGCAGAUCUUAUAGAUGGAUGAAUAUUCUGGUAAAAGAGCUGUCAAUGGGAUUGUGGUCUCUAGAAAGGGAUCUGGUCUUGUGCUGAGAGAUAAUGCCAACAACAGAGACCCUAAUGCACAAUUUUGCAAUAGACUUGGUUGCAAUGGCAGACUGAACUCAAGAGGUUCUCAAAAUGGCUGUUCAGAAAAGGCCAAAUCUUCAAGGCCUUCUUUACGCUCUUCUUCAAGUGGCAAGGAAAUAAUUGGAAGUUCCUCUAGGACUUGCUUGAUGAUCGGUAAUGGGAGAAAAUCUACCACGGAGCCUCGAAGAAAGAUAUCUUCUCAGUUAGAUACUGAUUCAUCUGAAACUAGUAGCGUCCAGGAUGAGCCAGAAGUAGCAGAACCCACUCCGUCACCUGUAAAGAUUCACAGACAGGCUGAAAAUGCGGAUUCUGAGAGUGACACAUCAAUGGAAGUGGGAAGUUCUAGUGUAGCAUCAGGUAUAAGACCACGGAAGAAUCCUCAUCAAGGAUCUGGAUUUCGCAACCGGGACACUCUAGUCUCUUCCUCUAUAUCUAUGGGAUCUAAGAGCUCUGGCCAGGCAACAGGUACUGGUGCAAGCAGGCGUGGUAUAAGAAAUCUCAAAAGCAAUUCAAUACCUGAUGCCCUCCCAUCUGGUUGCUCAGCUUUGGAUUCAAGCCUCAGUAAGAGGAAAGAUAUUGUGAAAAGGAGAAACUCUGAAGGAGAAAGUAGCUCCAGUGUUGGAGGGAAGAAGAAGAGUGGGUCAUCAUUGGAAGGACGGAACUCCAGUUCUAGCCAUGGCAUCUCCAUUUCUGAUUCAGGACGAGCCAGAAAUAUGCCUCCUAACAGGGAUAGUUGUGUUGCAUCAGUUAGGACAAGGGGAUCAGUUGAUGGUCACACCAGGACAAGGCUAUCCAAUCAAGGAAAUGGAAACAGUUUGUCACCAAAUCAUUCCUCUGUUACCAUCCCACAAAUGCUUCAAUCUGACAUACCUAUAGAAUUGAAUGAUCCUAGUUCGUCACAUCAGCUCUCUGCAGAAACUCCCUCGAGUCGUGCAAUUUCUUUCAGCCGACCAGGCAGUAGCAGCGAAAGCUUACAUGGUGUUUUGUCAGCAAGUCCUACAGAAGUUGGUAUUGGCCGCUCUUUGAUGAAUCAGAAUAGUAUCAGGCGCCACAAUAUAGAUGGUAUUGCAGAGGUUUUAAUGGCACUUGAGAGGAUUGAACAAGAUGAAGAGCUAACAUACGAGCAAAUACUUGUUCUGGAGACUAACUUGCUUCUUAAUGGCAUAUAUGUCCACGAUCAGCAUAGGGACAUGAGACUGGAUAUUGACAACAUGUCAUAUGAGGAAUUAUUAGCUCUAGAAGAGAGGAUGGGAACUGUGAGCACUGCACUACCAGAAGAAGCAAUGUCCGAAUGCCUUAAAAAAAGCAUUUAUGAGUCUAUAGUUCCAAAGAAUGAAGAUAUGGACUGCAGUGGGGAUAAAGAUGAUGUCAAAUGCAGUGUCUGUCAGGAGGAGUAUGUGGUUGGAGAUGAAAUGGGUAGACUGCAAUGCCAGCACAUUUAUCAUUUGGGCUGCAUACAACAGUGGCUUCGGUUGAAGAAUUGGUGCCCUAUAUGCAAAGCAUCGGUGGCACCCUCACCAUCGCUUUUGUCUUCCUCUUAGUUCAAUUUAUGAAAGAUCAGGUUGGAGGAGACCUGCUUUUUCCUUCGGGAGCAAGAAAAUGAGAGGGAAAAUGAGGACUGUAACACUUUGGCCAACGGUACCCUCUUAGGCUUAUCGUAUAUUUGCUAAAACCUGUUAUGAAAAAGAGAAAUAUUUAUCAGCUGAAAAUAGCAAAAAGGAGUCUGUCUAAAGAAGUGGCUUAAUGGGUAUUAUUUCAGUCAUGGCGUUCUCUUAGAUCUCUAUUUCUUUCCUUGUUACUAAGAAGAUAUUGAUAGCAGGUAAGGGAUUGUGUAUAAAUAUGAAAAGCAUGCCAUGUACGGGAAAAAGGACAGAGCAAAGAUUUAUUCCCAGUUCAACAAAACUCGAGGAAUCGUAGAAUCUAAAACUAAUGGAUUAUUUGACCUUUGUCCAAUUGAAAACGGUCAGAAGAACAAAGCAACCUGGGUCCAAAAGAAAAGAACAAACCAACAUGGUAUUAGAAUCAGGGGCGUCCAUAUGCACUCUCCCCCUCUAAAUGGGGAGGUCGAUGAUUCAAUCAAAGAAAGGAUGAUUUUGGAAAGCUCCACAUCAUCAAGUACAUUAUCCAAAUACGCAUCUCUCUUGCACCGCAAAUAAUCAGAAAAAUUGCUGGAUGAAUGGAUGAGUCAACUUACUUUUCGUUUAUUUCGGAGACCUGUCACGGUCUAUUUAAGCCUCCUUCGCAUUCCCAAUAGAUUCUGAUUUGAAUGGAAUAAUUCUUUUGAGAGGGCUCUCUCUCUCUUCUUCGUGUUUCUUCUGUCUUUUCCCCAGCUUGUUCUGUCUUUUCUUUUUAUCUUCUUCUUCCUUCUUCUGUCUUACUUUUCUCUCAUCUUGGCUUCUUGCACCUCUCAUUUUCCUCUCUUCUUGGCUUCUUCUGAUCUUCGAAAUUUCCCCUAGUGCUAUUAUCCUGCAACAGCACCACCCCGCUAAAACAACCCAACGGCCUAGUCCCUUUGAUGUGUUUCCUGACAAUAUGGAAUCCACAUCUUUAGUGGACAUCCCAAUCUUUUUGCGCAAAGUUGAAAUGGCUGUGGGAAGAACUUUUGGUGGCUAAUGACAGUAGUUUAGUCCUACACUACUUCUCCCCCUCCCCCAUGUUCCCCCACUUAUUCUACUGUCAAUUACUGAUUAGUUGAGUCGUUCCAACAAAAUUGUAAGCUUUGAGCUCUGAUAGGUAAAUUUGGUAUUGUAGUUGCAAAUUAAAAUGUAAACUUUAGCACGAUUUCUAAAUUAUUGUUUAGUAGGGAAGUUAAAUACAAAUUAUCACGGAAUAUUCAGUGGAUGUUAAUGUUUUGUGUGUUCAGUUAUCAACUCGCAGAUUUCCGAGCAACAGAGCAUACUAUUCUCAUGACAAUUUAUUUUACCUUCCAGAAUUUCCCCAGGUUUCCCACUAUUGGCUGUAUAUUGUACACAAAACUCAAGAUCUGUGUAUCUGGUGAUGAGAAAAUCCAGGCCCAGACGAACUGCAUCCGCCACAAGGCAAGCAGACAUGGAAAUUCUGUUAGUAAGUUCUACUGCAUCAGUGGGACACACAGAUUGAGCUUUUUACAAGGACAAAGAAACCAAUCCAUGCACAGACCUCAUUCAUCUUAAAGAUUAAGCUCGACCUGGAGCCAUUCUGAUUUCUCAUCGCUACAGAAAAACGAAUACUUCAGCAGUGUCUGAAAACAGACAGAUGUAAGCCCUUCAAACCAGGAGGAAACAACCGGCUGCAUGUGUCAAUUGACGGGGCUUUAUCCAAGUCACUGCCGUCCCUCGCAAAAUGCAUGGGUAGAAAUUUUCUCAAGCCAAAAUAACCAAUCUUUUCCAAGUUGCUUCAGUUGUUCCCCCGGCAUAAACAUGUAAUCAGGUAAAAUUAGGUAAACAUUCAACUCAUGCGCAUGCGCAGGCCUAGCUCCUACGAAUUACAACUUACAGCCAACAUUCAACAUGAAAUAAACAUUCCAGCGUGGUCCACGGCAACCUCUUGAUGGCCCAGCACUGCUUCUAUCUACCAUGAAUUCUCUCAGGAUGUCUGCAUCAUACAAAUUCUUUCUUCUGUUACCAAAAUUAAUAACUAGUACAAUAUGUGCUGGGAAAAAUUGAAUUUGAAGAUUGGAUAUAUCCUCAAUAUUCCAAGCAGUUUUAUAAUGAAGAAUCAAAGCAUUGAGUGAUAGUCGUACUGAUCUGCAGGCCAACACCAUGUUAUGUAUUAAUACUCGUAAAUGAUUGAUGGGGUUUAAAUUUUGCACAAUCAUAUAUUAUUCUUCGUUGUUUAA